This is a messenger RNA of Brassica napus (rape), 2221 nucleotides long. Its product is annotated as fasciclin-like arabinogalactan protein 14. Gene Ontology annotation, cellular component: plasma membrane. The record is from RefSeq and is a predicted model, not a curated record. The transcript has a single exon. Bases 239 to 1051 code for a protein of 270 amino acids. Lineage: Eukaryota; Viridiplantae; Streptophyta; Magnoliopsida; Brassicales; Brassicaceae.
AAAACUUGAUUUAGUGUUAUUUUUGUCUUUUUCAACUUUUAAAUUCAAAAUAAAAUCCAUAUCGAUCCUACAAGUACUCUAGCUCCAAAAGAGACGAGACACAAGUUUCCUCAAAGUUUGGAGAAACACACUCUCUUCCUCGUGCCUAAUAAAAGAGACCAAAUCAAACUUGCAGGUCUCUACUCUAUAAAAAGCUCACACCAUACAGCAAACAACAACCAACCUCAUCAACAACAAAAUGUCUUCUUCUUAUUCUUCACUUACACUCUUCUUCUCCUUCGCUUCCACAUUCCUCUACACUUCAUCAAACUCAUUCAACAUCACAAACAUCUUAAACCAGAACAAUGAGUUCUCCACUUUCAACAACCUUCUCACCCAAACCAACCUCGCCUCCGCCAUCAACUCCCGUCAAACCAUAACCGUCCUCGCCCUUUCCAACGACGCAGUGUCCCACUUCUCCGACCAAUCAGCCGAAGACAACAAGAAAGUCCUCAGCCUCCUCAUCAUUUUAGAUUACUACGACAUCAAGAAACUCAGAAGCCUGAACAAAAAAUCAGUAAUACUCACCACUCUCUUCCAAGCAAGCGGCCAAGCCAAAGGCGAACAAGGGUUCGUAAACGCAACCGUUAUGAACAACGGUGACGUUAUGUUUGGAUCUGCGGUUCCUGGAUCUAUCCUUGACUCUAAGCUUAUAGACUCUGUUGCCACACACCCAUAUAACAUCUCGGUGCUUCAUAUUAGUAGCUACAUACGUUUCAUGAAUCCUGAUGGUUCAUUUGAUGUUGGUUCAUCAUCUAAACCACUUCCUCCACAACCUCCUAAUGAUGAUGAUUAUGAAUUUGACGAGCCACCAUCCCCACCUUCCUCUACUACUAAGCCCGUUGUUGCUGAUGCUACUGCCGCUACUGCUAAGCCACCUUCUGCUGCUACCGCUAAGCCACCUUCUGCUGCAAAAGCCAACUCAACAAGUGGAGUUUCAGCGAUUAAUGCUCCUAACUUUGCGUCUGCGUUCGUGGUCUCAUCAUUUUGGUUGUUCAUGACGGUCUGGUGAUGUGAUGGUUAAGACUUGACGGCGAUGAAUAACAGGAUGCAAGAAUCAAAAAUAUCAGAUCAGCUUUUUGAGAGCCAGAAAAAAAGAGGAGAUUGGAAGAAAAGUUUUUCACCAAAAACACAAAGAACAGUUCAAGCUUCACAAGUUCUAUGGAAUAAAGGCAACAAUAUCUCUAGAAGAAAUAAAGUGAUUGAUGAUUCAAUAAGGAUAGAGGAAGUUGUAAAACCCAAAAGUUAUUUAUUUGGAUGCUUGGCUAAGUUGUAAGAGAUUUCAAUUGGAAGCCAAUAAAGAAACACAAACUUGCACGGCUUUUCUUAUUACAAAUGGUGCCUUGUUGUUUGGUUGCAUUAUCCCAAACAAUUUUCUUAAAAUCAGUUUAAAUCAUUGUAAAUCAAUUUAAACUGUUUAAAAUCAGUUUAAUUCGAUCUAAUCUAAUUUUUAUCUGUUUAAUUAAAUAAUAAUAUUACUAUGAAUCCAUAAUUUUGUCUAUUUUUAGUUUUAUAUAUCUAAUUUUAAUAAUUCAUCAAAAUAAUAUUAUAAUAAAAUCCAAAAUCUAAAAUAUUUUUUAUAAAUAUUUAAUAUACAAAAUAAAUUAAUAAUUUGUUAACGCCUAUGCGAAGUUAUAAUCAAUAUAGUUGCUAGUCUUUCUAUCUUUCUACCAAUCUUUUUAAUAUUGGUUACAUGUAUAAUAAAGGAAACAAAGUAAUGCAAACAUUAGAUUAAAGAUGUUUAUUACUUUAAGCUAUGAAAAGGCAAAAGCACCACAAGAACAUGAAGCACAUUUGACAUCCAUGUCUAUCCCAAAAACCAACAACAAAGUCUUCAAAGACAAGGAAACAAAACUCAGGUGCUAUACAUGCAGAGUGUUUUUGAUUAAAGGGAAACAAAAAAAAGAAGAAAGCGAGUGCAGUAAAAUUUUCUCUUCAUUGAGUCAGUGAUGUAAUCCGUUUCCAUUGCUAUACACAUUGCCAUUCUGGUAAACUUUCCCCGUUGUCGUUCCAUUGGCCACUCUAGUUGUUGAAACUUUGCUCACCUUGCCACUUGCUUGCAGAACUGCCUCUAGACACCCAGACGCUGCUGCUAUAAGACCUGUUUGUAUCAAAGUGUUUUCUUAGCAAGCCCACAAAAAACCAUCAAAUACAGGUUCUUGCCAUUAUGCUAUAUAACCGA